GCGCUCUGCAGCCGUCGCCGCUGCUUCCGUUCCUCGGGCAGUAGGUGCGGGCGGGCCCUUCCCCGCUCCUGGUCCGCCGGGAUGACGUUGCCCACAUUUUUCCUGAGUGAUGUUCACGGUGGGACAUGGCCCCCACGUAGAGUCGACAAACACGAGGAUGGACGGUGGCCCCACGUUCGCGGCUUCAUGCCUGCGCCCCGCGCAUCCAUCAGGAGAGCCCCUGCCGCGCGGGUUGGGGGAGCGGCCCGAGAGGGAGGUGCGUUAGGCCGGGGGCUGCGAAGGACCAUCCAGCGCGGCGUCCGAGAAAGGACAGCGUCCCUCUGACGAGUCGGGUUUGAAUGAACGGACGGGAGAUCCAGUGUUGCCCGAGUGUGAUCUCAAAGAUGGGAGGUGCGGUGAGUGCUGGUGAGGACAAUGAUGAGCUGAUAGACAAUUUGAAGGAAGCACAGUACAUCCGGACCGAACUGGUGGAGCAGGCUUUCAGAGCGAUUGACCGCGCAGAUUAUUAUCUUGAAGAGUUUAAAGAAAAUGCUUAUAAAGACUUGGCAUGGAAGCAUGGAAACAUCCACCUGUCGGCUCCGUGCAUCUACUCAGAGGUGAUGGAAGCCCUGGACCUGCAGCCGGGGCUCUCGUUCCUGAACCUGGGCAGUGGCACCGGCUACCUCAGCUCCAUGGUGGGGCUCAUUUUAGGUCCUUUUGGGGUAAACCAUGGUGUGGAGCUUCAUCCAGACGUGAUUGAGUACGCAAAGCAGAAACUAGACUUCUUCAUCAGGACCAGCGACAGCUUUGACAAGUUUGACUUCUGUGAACCUUCCUUUGUUCCUGGCAAUUGCCUGGAGCUUUCUCCCGACUGCUCUCAGUAUGACCGGGUGUACUGCGGGGCAGGCGUGCAGAAGGAGCACGAGGACUACAUGAAGAGUCUUCUCAAGGUGGGGGGCAUCCUGGUCAUGCCGCUGGAAGAGAAGUUGACUAAGAUAACGCGCACAGGACCUUCUGCUUGGGAAACCAAAAAGAUCCUGGCUGUUUCCUUUGCUCCUCUGGUCCAGCCGCGCCGCUCAGAGUCGGGGAAAUCAAGACUCGUCCAGUUACCCCCCCUGGCGGUCCGGAGCCUCCAGGACUUGGCUCGCAUUGCCAUCCGGGGUGCCAUUAAGAAGGUCAUUCACCAGGAAGCAGUGAGCAGAAAUGGGGACGGACUGAAGGCCACUCCCAGGUUCAAGCGAAGGAGAGUGCGUCGCCGUCGAAUGGAAACCAUUGUCUUCUUAGACAAAGAGGUCUUUGCCAGUCGGAUUUCCAACCCGUCUGAGGACAACAGCUGUGAAGGUUUAGGAGAGGAGCAGCGGGAAGAAGAGGAGCAGAACCCGGCUGAGAUGAAGCCAGAGCCCCCCGUGAACUUCCUGCGGGAGAAGGUCCUGAGCCUGCCCCUGCCUGACCCCCUGAAGUACUACCUGCUCUACUACAGGGACAAGUGAGCGCACGUGGGCAGCGCUGAGGCUGUGGCCAGCGGAGUGUGCCCUGUCUGCACGGUUCUUCCAGUUUGAUCUUGAUUAUCUUGUAGAAUUUUCAUUAAAUGGUAGAUUUCUUUAAAUAUAAUCUGACAAACGUAAGUGCAUGGGAGAAUGUUUUCUUGAAAGGGACAGAGUCUCCUGGAGAAAGGGCUCCCCCCAGCUCGUGGGAGGUGCAGGGAGGCAUGUCUGCACAAGCAGUGAGACCGAAGGGGCCCGUGCCGUGCUGUGUGUGGAGCAUGAAAGCACACCUUUGUAAGUGUGGGGGACUUCUGAGUGUGACACACCUUUGUCCAAAUUUGAACUUGACGUUAUCAACCUCUUAAUUCGUGGCCCUGACUUUCACUAAACCUAGCUCUCCAUUCUUGACAAGCCCUCCCUUAUUGUAAGUAAUUGAAGUAACUCUUAUGGGAGUUGUCAGUUUGUGGGUUUUUAAAAAUUGUGUUGGGGGAGGAGGAAUAAAAGUAUCAAACUGCCAGAUAUCUUUUAGGAGUUCCAAAAGAAUUCCAAGGAAUUUUUUCCUGACACCUUUCCUUACCUUUAGAAUAAUGUCACCGUGGCCAGGUAGUUCAGUUGGUUGGAGCAUCGUCUAGAUACACCAAGGUUUAGGGUUUGAUCCCUUGUCAGGGCACAUACAAGAAUCAGCCACUGGAUGCUUAAAAAAGUGGAGCAACAAUAAAUCAGUGUUUCUCUUUCCCUUCCCCUCUCUACAAUUAGUCAAUCAAUCAAAAAAUAAAAGAUCCAAUGUCUAGUAAUCCCUGAGAGAAUAUCCUGAAGAAUGAAGCGCAUGUCGUAUAUAGGUAAUAAACAACGGAACUUUUACCCGGACGAAGGGGAUCUUGGUGAUUCUUGCUAGGGUUGGCCUCUGGGGACCGAGGGCGUGGCCCUCAGAGCCGGUGGAGGCCCUUGGGCUGUGGGAGGGGCAGAGACUGGCAGACUGGCCGCCUGCCUGCACUUUUCGCUUUUCUGAGCUUCCGUUGGUAUUUCUCUGUAAUCACAUUAGAGUACUGACUCAGAUUUUAUCUUUUGUAAUUCUGGAGAAAAAAGAUUUGUUAGUUUUGUAAUUUUUCUUAAGAACAAAUAUAUGUAUUUUGCUAGCUCCAUUACACUAGAGCAGUUUCACUCUCGGGGAACCGACCUCGGGGCCUUGUGUGGUGGGAACUUUUGUCUAAUCAGGUUCUGGAUCCGGAAGGAAGGGUCCUGUGGGUCUGGUGGCAGAAUGUUUUGAAGUUAGAGUGCUUAUUCCAAAACACUGGUUCUUUCCCAAUUUUUUUUUUUUUUACCCAAA
Molecule: messenger RNA, 2790 nt
Organism: Myotis brandtii (Brandt's bat)
Lineage: Eukaryota; Metazoa; Chordata; Mammalia; Chiroptera; Vespertilionidae
Gene: PCMTD2
Product: protein-L-isoaspartate (D-aspartate) O-methyltransferase domain containing 2
Exons: 6
Coding region: 339-1469 (376 amino acids)
Biological process (GO): protein modification process
Cellular component (GO): cytoplasm
Molecular function (GO): protein-L-isoaspartate (D-aspartate) O-methyltransferase activity
Source: RefSeq, a predicted model, not a curated record